This is a messenger RNA of Paramuricea clavata, 522 nucleotides long. NCBI's taxonomy places the organism in Eukaryota, Metazoa, Cnidaria, Anthozoa, Malacalcyonacea, Plexauridae. The record is from the annotation of a GenBank genome assembly.
AUGGCUUCAACAGGUUAUGGGCCCAGCAGAGAAUCACGCUGGUCAAGGUUGACUUUCGAUGGAAACGAAAGCAAUUACGAACUGUGGGAAGCGAAAUUCCUCGCGCACAUGAGGUUAUUAAAACUAAAGGAUACUAUCCUGCCGUCUGAAGAAGAGGCUGACGCAACAAAGAACGAAGAAUGCUACGCCGAGCUUAUACAGUGUUUGGAUGACACCAGUCUGUCAUUGGUAAUGAGGGAUGCUACCGACGAUGGCCGAAAGGCUUUACAAAUACUCCGAGACCAUUAUGCAAAUCAAGGCAAACCAAGAAUCAUCACACUCUACACUGAGCUAACGUCACUUGAAAAAGCACUUCACGAGACAGUCACAGAUUACUUAAUAAGAGCCGAGAAAGCAAUAACAGCGCUUAAGAACGCCAGAGAAACGUUAAGCGAUGGGCUAAUAAUUGCUAUGAUCUUAAAGGGGCUGCCUGAUUCAUAUAAACCGUUCUCGAUACAUGUGACCAAAGUGCAAGUGAGAUAA